AUGCCCAGAGCGCGAGGCGGACGAACAUCCAACGGCUCGACCACAUCCAACGAGCCUGACUCAAUAGCAUCAACAUCAGCUGCCGCCGACACAGACGCAAUAUCCACAAACGGCCACAAUGAUGCCUCAGCUCAGCUCGCACCGAUCGCUAGCUCGUCCAAAGACCCGUUCACCUACCACUCGGUCGAACUAGCAUCCACCGAUGCACUCCCCUACUUCGAUCGAGACCUCGAACUUCAGCCCGGCCUUCGAUCCCGCGUAGAUGCACUGAUAGCAGAAGAGCAAGCCUCCCUCCCACCCAUCGACCCAUCCACAUCAUCACGACUCCCACCAGCAUACGAGCCCUUCAGCACGCGGCCCGAUCUCCGCGCCGAGCUGGACCGCAUCGGUUCCGGUCAACCUUCCACGCAUACCCUCGAUACCCAACGCUACACCCUCCCCUCCCCGUCCUCUGGUGAAACCGCAUCGCUCUCAGAAUGGCAGUCCGCGGUCGACUCCGCGCACGCUCAAUUGGCGCACAUGGACGUCCGGUUGAAAAACAUUGAACUACUCAAAAAGUACGGUAGCAACUCUUGGAGGCUCUCGAACUUCCAACAGGAGCAAGAGAUCCGGUUGAUCUCGGAGCAGCUGGAUGCAGUCAAGGGCGAGACGAACGAGGUAAACAGGUUGAGGCAGAAGGAUCAGCUCGAGGCGGGCGCCAAGCUGACGACGUUGGAGAAGAGGUGGACCGAGUUGAUCUCGAGAGGCUUGCAGUUGGAGGUGGCGAAUGUCACGACGAGGGAAGUGGUGGAGGUGUUGAAGAGUAAGAAGCGGAGGCUGGAGGAGGAGUUGCGUCGAUUGGAGUGA
Messenger RNA from Pseudozyma hubeiensis SY62, 846 nucleotides. RefSeq lists its product as hypothetical. NCBI's taxonomy places the organism in Eukaryota, Fungi, Basidiomycota, Ustilaginomycetes, Ustilaginales, Ustilaginaceae. The transcript has a single exon. The record is from RefSeq and is a predicted model, not a curated record. Gene Ontology annotation, biological process: mRNA processing. Gene Ontology annotation, cellular component: Prp19 complex; catalytic step 2 spliceosome; precatalytic spliceosome. The coding region runs from base 1 to 846 and encodes 281 amino acids.